Molecule: messenger RNA, 1628 nt
Organism: Rhinichthys klamathensis goyatoka
Lineage: Eukaryota; Metazoa; Chordata; Actinopteri; Cypriniformes; Leuciscidae
Gene: aip
Product: aryl hydrocarbon receptor interacting protein
Exons: 6
Coding region: 42-1205 (387 amino acids)
Molecular function (GO): protein binding; peptidyl-prolyl cis-trans isomerase activity
Source: RefSeq, a predicted model, not a curated record
AGUCAACAGAGUGACACUAUUCUUCUACAUCUUCAAGAAGAAUGGAGGAACUUGCUAAUAAGCUCAUAGCGGAUGGCGUUCAGAAAAAAGUAAUCUCUCCCGGAAAAGAAGAGCUUUCAACGUUUCCAAAUGGAACAAAGGUCAAGUUUCAUUACCGCACUAGUCUUUGUGAUGGCACUGUGUUGGAUGACUCCAGGACAAUGGGAGGUCAGAGUAAACCUAUGGAGCUCAUACUGGGGAAGAAGUUCAAGCUUCCUGUGUGGGAGCAAGUGGUUACCACAAUGAGAGAGGGUGAAAUUGCUGAUUUCACCUGUGAUGUAAAGCACACAGCUCUCUACCCCAUGGUUUCUCUGUCACUACGCAACAUCAGCCAAGGAAAAGACCCACUGGAAGGACAGAGACACUGCUGUGGAGUAGCUCAGGUUCAUUCGCAUCAUUCCAUAGGUCACCACGAUCUGGAUAAGUUGCAGGCCCAUCCUCAGCCUCUAGUUUUUACUCUGGAAAUGCUACAGGUCUUGCCCCCCGGCUCCUUUCAGUUGGAAAUAUGGGCAAUGACAGAUGAGGAGAAACUGGAGGCCAUACCGCAGAUCCACGAAGAGGGAAAUGCGCUAUUCAAGAGUGGAGAUAUUACAGCAGCUGCUGAGAAGUACUACAAUGCUAUAGCCUCUCUGAAGAGCUUACAGAUGAAGGAGCGUCCGGGUGAUGAGCAAUGGAUCAAACUAGAUCUCAUGAUCACCCCUCUCCUCCUCAACUACUGCCAGUGCAAGCUUCUGCUGGGCCAAUACUAUGAGGUUUUGGACCACUGCUCUUCUAUCAUCAACAAGUACGAGGAUAAUGUGAAGGCAUAUUUCAAACGAGGGAAAGCUCAUGCAGCGGUAUGGAAUGAAGAAGAGGCAAGAGCUGACUUUGCCAAAGUGAUUACAUUGGAACCAUCACUUGAAACUUCAGUUGCAAAGGAGUUGAGAGCAAUGGAGGAACGCAUUCGGGAAAAACAGAAGGAGGAGAAGGGACGCUACAAAAACCUGUUCAACUACAGCGACAAAGCCUCUGCUGCAGCUACCACGGUUAGUUUCAUCUCAAAUGCGGCCUAUGAAAAGUGUAUAAUAUUGUUAAACAGCAAAAAAAAAACUGCUCCAUUAAGUAACCUAUGUUGUUUUCCUCUUUUCAGGGCUGAAAAAGAUGAAUGUCCAAUUUUCCAUUUAUAAGGAGAUAUGCACUGUUCAAUUCGAGCAUAUGCACUCUGAUAAAUGUAUACCUCACAAGUUUAUUUAACCCAUCACCCCCUUAUUGUUCAUCAUGUUUUAUUGGUAAAUUGACAUACAAAUGAAGAGUGCAUCCAGUGCAUAGCUUUAAAUGGUCUGGCCAUCCAUUUAUCCCUGAGAGUUACCCAUCAUUUGUUGAAGAAUGCUCAUUUUCAUUGUUAUCAAUGGGAUCUGCAACUCCUGUGAACCAGGAAUGGGUAAAAACCAGCCUUGUAUAUUCACUUUUUGGAUAUAGCUGAUGGAAACUUCACAACCCAGUGCAUUAUGGUCAGUGCUCUUUAACAAAGGCAGUCUGAAAGAAACAAAGCUGAAAGACAAUCGAAUGAUGAUAAAAUGGGAUUGCUAUGACUAUAUACCCCCUCCCCC